AUGUCAGAUUACAGCUUAAUCAACAACCUCAGAGAACUGACAGAACUGCUGGCUCGUCUUAAUGUUGAUAUGAUAAUAGACAGUGAAUAUAUAAUGAAAUACAGUAAAGGAAAAAUACCCGAGGAAAUGUUGGAGAACUUAAUCGGAAAAACUCUGGAUUUAAAUGAUAUCAUUUUGACUGAAACAAGCUCGUUUAAAUAUGGAGAUAGAGGAAUGGUUUUGUUGAGUGCAUUGUGCGAAGAUCAGUGUUACAUAAAAGAAGUAAAUGUACCUUACACUGAACAAGUCAACAAAGAAGGAUCUGUCUCUACAGUCAUCAGUACAGAUCCACUGUUACCUGGAGGAAUCUGCCAGUCAGUGUACGGUGGAUUACUGGUCACCCUGAGAGACAAUGAAUCAGAUGAUUACAAAUUAGAGUCACACAGCAGACGUCUGGUGAGACACAUCACAGUGACAGGUGAUGUCAUCCAUGAAUAUGAGUACCAGGAGGAUGUUCAGACCAGACUUUUUACAACUCCAUUUAAAGUUGUGUUGUGA
Saccostrea echinata is the source of this 537-nucleotide messenger RNA. RefSeq lists its product as uncharacterized. The transcript has 2 exons. Bases 1 to 537 code for a protein of 178 amino acids. Lineage: Eukaryota; Metazoa; Mollusca; Bivalvia; Ostreida; Ostreidae. The record is from RefSeq and is a predicted model, not a curated record.